ACACAAUACCGGUGCCUCUUUUUGUUAUUGUUAAAAAGUGUGGCACUUACGGUAAGAGCUUCAUGAUGAGUACCAGCAUCUGUCUCUUGUUGUUGUUAAAAAGUUCGACAUUUACUGCAGGCACUUCAUGGUGAGUACCGGCAUCUAUUUUUCUUCGGGGGGGGGACACCAUCACAACCAGUGGGUCUUUGCAAAACUAGCUAGGCAAAAUUUGGGUCCUUCUCCUUUGCUUCUUAUCAAAGUGCUCUCUCUCUCUCCCUCUCUCUCCCUCUCCUUCUCCCUCUCAUAGCUCUUCAUGCCUAUGCAGCGGAGCAAAUGGCAAGCUUUCUUUUGCAAAAGUGGUGACAAAAAUCUGACACAUUAAAUCAAUGACAGCAAAGAUUCUCAAGACUCUAAGAAAUCUGGGAAAUAUGUCAAGCAUCUACUAUCUGGGCACUACAGUCUUGCUUGAAACCUACCUGGAGGCUAAACAGCUGAUUAGAGGUAGGAACAUGCUUAAGUGCCUUGCUGGGGGAUAGGGGAGAAGGUGCUGAUGCAGCUGCGCCAUCACUUGCCAUGCAGCUCAGCGUCGCCUUUUGCAACUAACAAGAAGUUCUUCAUUUUCCAAGCUGCGCUGAUGGCUGCAGAGCAAAGAAUCCCAAGCCUCUGACCACACACUAAAAUAGUUUCUCAGGACGAGUCAUAGCAAUCUUAAAUGUUUUUGGUCGGAAAUAACUUCAGAGGGUAUUGGUUGCUGCUGUAUCCUGUCCCCAGUUCCUUACCAGCUCACAGCGCUUUCAUUUUGAUUAAUAACACUGCACAUUUUUGGAUGUCUUAGUCACCGGAGAAGCAGCACAUAGCUUUGGUGCUACUCAAGUGUAUUCUCUGCCCCGCCCCGGGGGGGGGAGGGAGCUUAUCACUUGCAUUAUUUUACUGUUAGGAUUGUUUGGUGUGUUUUUUUUUAAGAAAGAAAACAGAAAGAGCUUUCACUUUUCACUAGUUUGUGAGCCCACCCUGCAUUUCCCCUGGAUGGGCUGAUGUUCAUUAGGUAGGACACAUGCUAGCACUAAUGUGGAAAGUUAGAAACCAAAGACAACUUGUCCCUGUGCCCAAAAGUGACUCAUUGUCCCUUUCCUUGCUCCAGCCAAAAGCAGAUUCAGAAGCUGUGAGAGUUUCCUGAAGAUAAGAGAUAACUCAAAGGAAAACCUGGCAAAAAGAACGGAGGGGAAAAAAGAUGAUGGUCUCGUUUCAAGAUAGCAUUUCCUUCAAAGCCCCUCCAUGCUAAUUAACCAUUCUGUGCAUAUUUUCAACCACAUUAAGG
Molecule: messenger RNA, 1300 nt
Organism: Podarcis lilfordi (Lilford's wall lizard)
Lineage: Eukaryota; Metazoa; Chordata; Lepidosauria; Squamata; Lacertidae
Source: the annotation of a GenBank genome assembly